Molecule: messenger RNA, 4407 nt
Organism: Emericellopsis atlantica
Lineage: Eukaryota; Fungi; Ascomycota; Sordariomycetes; Hypocreales; Bionectriaceae
Product: oligomeric complex COG6-domain-containing protein
Exons: 5
Coding region: 1-4407 (1468 amino acids)
Biological process (GO): intra-Golgi vesicle-mediated transport
Cellular component (GO): COG complex
Molecular function (GO): ATP hydrolysis activity; ATP binding
Source: RefSeq, a predicted model, not a curated record
AUGUUGGCACCAACGGCUUUGAAUGGCCCCAAGGCACCUUCACCUCUCGUGGCCAAAAUCACGUCGGUCCUAUCGAAAUCGUACUCGGACACAGAGUUCAGGGAUGCCUUGGCACUGCUCGAUGAGCGCAAGGUCAUCAAUGAGCCAGAAUCAAGACGACAAGUGCGCUUGGACUUGCAGAAGGAAGUUAUCGACAGCAACGCCGAAAUCAUCCGUGAGUUUGGCAAGGUUUCCGAGCAACUCCAGCGCAUCAAAGGCACAGUGGAUAAGUUGAACUCACGGUUUGAGACCGUCAAGCGAAGCGUUGCGGCUGCGCAAGUCGAGACGCAGCCAGCCCUACGCGAGGCUUCGUCACUCAUACAGCAGCAAGAGCAGCUCCGGAAAAAACGAGUGUUGCUCGAUACCUUCACAACGCAUUUCUCUCUGUCCGACGACGAGGUCGCCUCGUUAACGGUGACCAGUGAGCCGGUGGAUGACAGUUACUUUGCAGCACUGAGGAAGGCAAAAAAGAUCCGUGACGAUUGCCACGUGCUGUUGGGUUUCGAGAGCCAGGCGUUGGGCUUGGAGCUCAUGGAUCAGACUUCCAAGCGCAUAGAUCUUGGCUAUCAAAAGCUGUACAAAUCGGUGCAGCGUGAGUUCAAGACCCUGAAUCUCGAAAACCCACAGAUGAAUCCGUCCAUCAGGCGCUCCUUGAGGGUUCUUGCAGAAAAGCCAACGCUGUUCCAAAAUUGCAUAGCGUUCUUCGCCGAAGCCCGAGAGAGAAUCCUGACAGAUGCGUUUCAUUCAGCUCUAGUUGGAACACCUUCCCGUUCCACCGAUCGUUCAGCAAAACCGAUUGACAUGGUCGCACAUGAUCCUUUGCGUUACGUGGGCGACAUGCUAGCCUGGAUACACUCGGCUGCUGUCAGUGAACAUGAGGCGCUGGAAGUACUAUUCGUCUCGGAGGGCGAAGAACUCGCCAGAGGCCUGAAAACCGGGCGCGAUGCUGAAGUCUGGCGGCUAGUAGCCGAUGAUGACGAUCAAUCCGCCGAUUACAAUGCGUUGAGAGCACUCGAGGAUCUCAUCGACAGAGACAUCUCUGGUGCUGCCCGAGUUCUUCGUCAGAGAAUUGAGCAGGUCAUCCAGGGCAAUGAGGAGACGAUUGUAGCAUACAAACUGUCAAAUCUAGUGGGCUUCUACCGAAUAACAUUCGAGAAGCUUUUGGGCUCUGCAUCGACGCUCGUGGACACUAUGAGCAGCUUGCAAACAGAAGCGUUCCGCCAGUUCAAGGCCCUCGUCCGAGAGCACAUUGCAACUUUACAUGGGCAGUUCCAGCAAACUCCCUCAAACCUCGAACCCCCGGCGUUUUUACAUGAAUGUUUGAAACAGCUGGACGCCUGUAUACAUUCUUACGAUUCGUCUCUAGCGACACCCGGGGACAGAAAGAGCGGGUUCGAUCCGCUGUUGGCUGAAGCCUUUGAUCCUUUCAUGUCCGGAUGCGAGAACAUGGCUCGCUCUAUGCCAAAACUCAAUUCCUCAAUUUUCCUCAUCAACUGCUACCUACUCGCAUUGUCGACGCUAGACGGGUUUGAUUUCACAGAGGCAAGGGCGAACAAUAUCCACGAAGCGAUGGAUAAGGUGGCUGAGGACCUCACUGGGAACCAACUACAGUUUCUCCGCGACGCUUCGGGCCUUGAUGCUAUCCUUGAUGCUUUUCUGGGCGAGGCGAAAGAAUCAAAACCUAGUAUGGACCCAGCCCAGUUGCGCGAGGCCAGCCAACGCCUGGAUGAUUUCUUACCCUCCGCAUGGAUGGAUAGUCUGGAGAGGGUGCGACAUCUGCGAGAUUCAACUCUAGCACGCCAGAUCACACAAGAUGCAGCUGAGGACUUCUGUCGUCAAUUUGAACAGCUGGAAGCGGCGAUUGAUAAGGCGGACAAGGACAGUAUGGGUGGGCGGGAAGAAGAUCAGCCCGGACCUCUUCGCUUGGCACUACCACGAACUACCGCAGAACUGAGUGUUCUUCUCAAGACGUUGGCGGUACUGCAGAAGACAUACGAUGACAGCUACUUAAGCUGCUCCACGGCGGUGUAUCAUGAAAGCCAGGGCAACGAAAUAGAGGCGAUGCGCCAUUGGAGAGGAGCUCUCGAUCAGAUUUACGAGCAUAACGCAAACAAGAUCACCCCCACGUACAUCCCUCGCAGCGAUACCGAGAAGGCCCUCAUUGAAGCGCUGAAGCAGCUGGAAUUACAAUGCAAAGAAAGGAUCGAUCUGCUCGAAGCGCUACGUGUGUCGAGACGCGACAGCCCAACAACAGAGCCUGGUGGCAGCGGUGCGAAGAAGCAGACGUCGAACAACAUUAGCGAUCACCCUGGGAAAGGUUCUAUAGGACAGGGAACUAUUCCUGCAGUCACAUAUUCGGAGCUAUCACGGCCGGCCCUGCUCUCUAGGCCAUCUCUUCCAAAUCGACCAUCUGCUUCGAGUCGAACGUCCUUGGAAGCUGCCCACACUACAGGGAACGGAUACGAGAAUGAGGAUUUGGCGGCUCCAUCGACAUCAACGCCAAAAUCACGAUCUCCUGCUCGACCCGCAGGCCCGCAUGGUGCAGGCAGGGCUCUGAGUCCGGACAAGUACACCAUGCGCACCACCCUACGAACGGGCAAACCUGGGGAGAAGGCGCCCAGAAGUAGCCGCAAGUCGCCAAACCCCGCCGCUGAGGGUCCCAGUAAAGCAGCUACACUCGCAUGGAGCUCUCUGAGCUCUCGCGAGAAGCCAUCACGGAUGGCCAAACCCAUUUUCGAGUCGCCAUCAUCAUCUCAAUUUCGCAGCCAGUCCUCGUUCGACCAGGCGCCAAAUACAACUCAGCGCCAAUGGGACAGUCAUUCCCGGCGGCUCGUGACUCCCGUCAACACCAUUGACCUUGCGGCUGAUGCGGACUCGUCUUCGGCCCGGCGGGACUCUGACGAGCUCGCGCAGCCUUCGCACUUGUCUGUCAGCGCUGCGUCUAGUGCCUUGACAUCUGCCCAGGAAGUACCGUCGGCAACGUCUCCUAGUCCCCGGAACAACGCGACUCGCAUAGGACGAUCAGAUCCAAUCCCAUCGAGAAGAAGUCACGAUGUUUCCAGGCGAAAUAGCAACGGUAACAGCAGCACAGCUCCGCGAGGAAGCAUUACAAGUCCGGCAGAGGACACUAUCAAGAGGAAGGUGGUUCCUCGGGUCAAGCCAAAACCACGAAAGCUUUCUGCCAAUCAUCCAGAAAUUGGACCCCGCGCUCGUCCACGUGUGACGCCCACAGCUCCAGCUGCCAUGGCCACCAGUAGCUCCGAGGACGACGGCGGGAGAGAUUUAAGUCGCCGGAACCCUAGCAAACCUGGGCCAGCGAGGGCGGCCGCGCGCGACGAAACUCCAGAGGAUUCUUCUGCGGACGAGAGCGUCACAGAAGACUUUCUAUGGAAAAAGAAGAAAGAGACGCUGCUGAAGAAUCUCCCACCAGGAGUCGAUGAACCAGCUGCGAAGCAGAUUUUGAAUGACAUCAUAGUCCAGGGGGACGAAGUUCGCUGGACCGAUGUUGCCGGACUUGACGUUGCCAAAAAUGCUCUCCGAGAGGCAGUUGUGUAUCCCUUCCUCCGGCCAGACCUGUUCAUGGGACUUCGGGAGCCCGCACGUGGCAUGCUUCUUUUCGGUCCGCCUGGAACAGGAAAAACGAUGCUGGCACGCGCUGUUGCUACCGAAUCGAAGUCGACGUUUUUCUCGAUAUCUGCGAGCAGCUUGACAAGCAAGUUUCUAGGCGAGUCCGAAAAACUCGUCAGGGCUUUAUUCGGACUCGCAAAAGUUCUUGCUCCAAGCAUCAUAUUUGUGGACGAGAUAGAUUCCCUACUGUCGCAAAGGUCCGGCUCUGGUGAACACGAGGCUACUCGUAGGAUCAAGACCGAGUUCCUCAUCCAGUGGAGUGACCUCCAAAGGGCUGCUGCUGGUAGAGAAACCACGGAUCGCGACAAGGAAAGGGGCGAUGCCAAUCGGGUCCUCGUCCUAGCAGCCACAAACCUGCCAUGGGCCAUUGACGAAGCGGCGCGUCGACGAUUCGUGAGGAGGCAGUACAUUCCACUCCCGGAGUCAACUACGCGAGAGACUCAGCUGAAGACAUUACUUGCUCAACAGAAGCACGGUCUUUCGGAAGAUGAUAUAGCGACGCUCGUUGACUUGACAGAAGGUUUCUCAGGUUCAGAUAUCACAGCUUUGGCAAAAGAUGCAGCCAUGGGACCAUUGCGUUCGCUUGGCGACGCUCUGUUGCACAUGACCAUGGAUGACAUAAGACCCAUUGCUUUGUCAGACUUUCAGCUCAGUUUAGGCUCAAUCAGACCAAGUGUGAGCAACGCAGGCCUGAAAGAGUAUGAGGAUUGGGCCAAAGAGUUCGGGGAGCGUGGUGGCUGA